Messenger RNA from Aspergillus ochraceoroseus IBT 24754, 1850 nucleotides. RefSeq names its product translation initiation factor eIF-2B subunit family protein. Lineage: Eukaryota; Fungi; Ascomycota; Eurotiomycetes; Eurotiales; Aspergillaceae. The transcript is spliced from 2 exons. The coding region runs from base 136 to 1752 and encodes 538 amino acids. The record is from RefSeq and is a predicted model, not a curated record. Gene Ontology annotation, molecular function: S-methyl-5-thioribose-1-phosphate isomerase activity.
UGAACCCACCAGCAUAAUCAUCAUCUCUGCAACCUAACGGCCAAGCUGCGCUCCAGAAUUCCAUCCAGAACGCCUUUUCACAGACAUCCAAAACAGAUAUUUCUUCGCUGGAAGACCCCCUCUCCCGCGUCCAAAAUGAUGGCGGCGGGGCAAGACCACACCACCCUUGAGAAAAGAGCCGUCGUGUCGUCGUUUAUUUUCGGCUACCCAAAUGAACCAUGUGAAGAACCUGUAGUUGCGCUCUUUAAGAGGAGCGAUAGAGUGAGCACAUACCGACAUCGAAUCGCCCCAAUAUCAGGCAGCAUCAGUCGCAAAGACAAAGAUCCCCUGGCGGCAGCAUGGCGCGAGAUCUCGGAGGAAACAACCCUUACGCCGUCUACGGUGGCGUUUUGGCGCAUGGGAAUGCCCUUUACCUUUGCCGAUGAGUCUGUUGGGCGAGAAUGGACCGUGCAUCCGUUUGGGUUCCGGCUGCGGAGCUCUGCCCUAGGCGGAGGGGGUAAGAGUGCCAUUAGGAUUGAUUGGGAGCAUGAGGGGUGGCAGUGGUACAAUCCCACCGCAGUGGUUAAUGACGCGGGGUUUGAUGGCGUACCGCACCUGCGCGAGAGCUUGCGACGGGUCUGGUUUGAAGGGGAGAUGCCGGAUCGGGUCGGUCGUUCGCUGGCGGCUGGGCUGGAGAGACUCAAAAACGACCAUGAGAGCGGAGCCCAGGAGCUGACUGCGAUUGCGGGGGCUGUUUUCCGGGACCUGGUUGUGCAAAUGGAAACCACCCCGGACAGCUUGGUCUGGUGGGAAACGGUUAGGAUGACCGCGUGGCAUCUCGUCAAGAAUGGCCGCGAGAGUAUGGGGGCCGCGACGUUGAACCUGCUGCUCGUGGUGCUACAGGAUCUGGAAGAGUGCUGGAAGCUGGACACGACUUCGGCGCAACGACUGGAUCGUAUGCUGUCGGUUAUUGACUUUCAUCUCCAGAGUCGCACAAGUCGUGCGCGCCAGGUCAAGGACACAUUUGCGUCGUACCUGCGAUCUGCUUUUCUUUCGAAUGAGGAGGAAGCAAGAGACAGGCUUACCAUCUUGACUCUGUCCGCUAGUUCGACCAUUCGCGAUAGCAUCGUGGAUGCUUUUGCUUCGGUGGACGUGCCGACGCUUGAGCUGCGCAUUCUGGAGUCACGGCCACUGUUCGAGGGGGUCAGUAUGGCAUCGUCUGUCCUGUCGGAGUUCCAGGCGCGGUACAGCUCUGACAGCGGUCGAAAACUGGCAAUCAGUCUGUAUACGGAUGCAUCUGCCGCGGUGGCUGCGCAGAAUGUGGACAUGGUUUUGCUCGGUGCUGACCGGAUCUCUCUCUCCAAAGGUGUCAGCAACAAAACGGGAUCGCUUCCGGUGGUUCUCAGCGCAAAACACAUCAACCCUAACGUCCCGGUUGUCGUCCUCAGCGACUUGGAGAAAGUGAAUGGGGAGACUGGUCUGAUCGACGAUGAGAAGCACGAAGACAACGAUCCCAAAGAGGUUAUCAGCGCAUGGAGCAGUGAUGAAAUCAAGGGGGUUCAGACCGUAGAAGAGGCCGUCGUGCAUCAGUCCCAGCCGGGGAAUUCCAGCGUUGACGUGAGGAAUAUCUAUUUCGAAUGGGUACCUUUCUCAUUUGUGGAUGCCUUCAUCAGCGGCGAAGGCGUUCUAGACGACCGACAGAUCCGGGAGAAGGCAAGACAGCAGGGGGAGCUGUCGAGUCGCUACUUUGAUAGUCUUCCUAUUCGGUAUUAAGGGACGUUAUUAUUGAGUUUGAUGCAUCCGGUUUCAAAAGAGAAAGCAAGAUCUUUGCAGCAAAUAAUCUCUCCCUUGAAUAGUGACAGUUCAUCUUC